Messenger RNA from Micropterus dolomieu (smallmouth bass), 1161 nucleotides. It is a transcript of the gene copz1, whose product is annotated as COPI coat complex subunit zeta 1. Lineage: Eukaryota; Metazoa; Chordata; Actinopteri; Centrarchiformes; Centrarchidae. The record is from RefSeq and is a predicted model, not a curated record. The transcript is spliced from 9 exons. Gene Ontology annotation, cellular component: COPI vesicle coat. Gene Ontology annotation, biological process: intracellular protein transport; retrograde vesicle-mediated transport, Golgi to endoplasmic reticulum; intra-Golgi vesicle-mediated transport. Bases 48 to 581 code for a protein of 177 amino acids.
CGUAGCCUACUGCUAGCCUUCUAGCUGGUUUGCUAACAAGAAAGAAGAUGGAUUCUCCCAUUCUGGAACCAUCCCUGUACACUGUCAAAGCAGUUUUGAUUCUGGACAACGAUGGCGACAGGCUUUAUGCCAAGUAUUAUGACGAUACAUACCCGACAGUGAAGGAGCAGAAAGCCUUUGAGAAGAACAUAUUCAACAAAACACACAGGACGGACAGUGAGAUAGCGUUACUCGAGGGCCUCACUGUUGUCUACAAGAGCAACAUAGACCUCUUUUUUUAUGUGAUUGGAAGUUCCCAUGAAAACGAGCUAAUGCUUAUGGCUGUUCUAAAUUGCCUUUUUGAUUCGCUCAGUCAGAUGUUGAGGAAAAAUGUUGAGAGGAGGGCUUUGUUGGAGAAUAUGGAGGGGCUCUUCCUGGCUGUGGAUGAAAUUGUAGAUGGGGGGGUGAUCCUAGAGAGUGACCCGCAACAAGUCGUGCACCGUGUGGCUCUCAGAGGGGAUGAUGUGCCUUUGACAGAGCAGACAGUCACACAGGUUCUCCAGUCUGCCAAAGAACAAAUCAAGUGGUCGCUUCUGCGAUAGUGAACAUACCAGUGAGCCGCUGUUCAGCCCAGUCUUCAUGGCACUGAUCCACACAUUCUCCCUUUUGACUGAUUUCCACUUCGUCAAUCAAAGCUGUAAGGAGUACCAGUGGCUGAUCCAGUCACACUCCUAGGACUGCUGCUUGACAAAUUUUUUUUCUCCUUUAUUCUUUUUUGCACAGGCUUCUGUUGUAUGACAUACUCAACAUGAGGAUAAGAUAGGGUGUACAUUCCAGUUUCAGAGCUGUCCUGUUUUGUUUUGUUUGUUUUUUCAUUAUAGUACCUGGGUGUUUAUUAAACCAGCGUAUCUGUCUAUAAAAAAAAAAAAAUGAUAAACCUCAUUGUAGCCUGUGGCAGCAUUCCAUGUGUCUUCUUGAACAACAAUUUAAUCCUGUUUGACAGCGCCCUGUCAUCUCCUCUGGUCGAAGUAUUAAGGCACUAUCACUUCAUUUAUGUGAAUAUUGUGAUUAAAAAGUGUAGUUCUGUAGUCAUACUACUGAUCGCCAAGGUAUGUUUUGAAUAUACUUUGGGGAUCUUCCAUCAUCAGAUACUUUUAAUAAAUGUUGACACUGGUAUGUGAA